AGUAUAGAAGAUAGAAGGGAGGAAACAUAGGCAUACAGUAUAUGCUAACUGCCUGAAGGAAACUUUCUAGAGCGAGCCAGCGAACGAGAGAAGGAUGGCCUCUUGCCUUCACGAUCACGACUGCGGAGAUCACGAUUGCUCUUCUAGCUGGUCUCUCUAUAAACACAUUGACCUCUCCAAGGUAACUGCUCUGAAUGAGGCUCUCAGAGGAAGUGUGAAGUCAGUUUUUAAACCGUGGGAGCAACGGCUUAAUUCAUCUGAGGGUUACUUGGAGAGCAAUGAGGGUGAUCCUGAAUUGAUUGUCUUCAUCCCAUUUACUUCAGAUGUUAAAAUCAAGAGCAUUGCAAUUGUUGGUGGUGUUGAUGGAACAAGUCCUUCUAAGAUGAGAGUGUUUGUUAACAGAGAGGGUAUAGACUUUGCAGAUGCUCAAACUAUACAACCAGUUCAGGAGUGGGAUUUGGCUGAAAAUUUACAAGGCGUUUUAGAGUAUCAAACAAGGUACUCUAAGUUCCAGAGUGUAGGGAAUAUCACCUUGCAUUUCCCUGAAAGUUUUGGUGCAGAUGUUACUCAAAUCCAUUACAUUGGAUUGAGAGGAGAAGCUACACAGAUGAAGAGGGAUGCUGUUGCAAAUAUUGUCUAUGAACUCAUGCCAAAUCCUUCUGAUCACAAGGCUCGCGGGGAGAGCGGUGGUGGGCUUUCACACGUGGAGUAGUAAAGACGGAGGAAGAGAUGCAUGCAUGUAUGUAUGUAUCUAUCUAUGUGGCUGUGGGUUAAAUGCGUCAAACCCCCUCGUGAAAUAUAAAACCGGCGCAUUAGCCCCUUGUGAUUUAAAAAAUGCGUCAAACCCCUCUAUGUUUUAAUUAAUCAUGCGCAAAAUCCCCUUCAAGAACAAAUUUUUCAAUUUUGAAAUCAUGUUUUUUAAUAAUAUAGUUGAAUAUGUAAGUAACUUUGUCAAAAUUUCUAAAUUAUACAAAAAAACUAAUCAUUUUUCAUCUUUUUUGAAAUUAAAUUUGUUCUUGGAGGGGGUUUGGCGCAUGAUUAAUGAUAACACAGGGGGGUUUGACGCAUUUUUUAAAUCACAGAGGGCUAAUGCACCGAAUUUAUAUUUCACGAGAGGGUUUGGUGGGUUAAACCCAUGUGGCUGUGCUAUCGUCAUAUAUAUGCAAUGCGAUUAGUGGCAACUGGUGACAGUCCAGCCACCUAGGAACCUCAACUACUUGAUACUUAUUGUACACUGCACUAACGAGUUUUACAUUGCAUUGCAUGUGGUACUCCGUAAUUUUAAGGAUAUGCUUG
Messenger RNA from Cuscuta europaea, 1296 nucleotides. Lineage: Eukaryota; Viridiplantae; Streptophyta; Magnoliopsida; Solanales; Convolvulaceae. The record is from the annotation of a GenBank genome assembly.